AUGCGGAGCAUACUAAAACCUCAUAUAGAGAAAAUAGAGAAAGAAUUAACGUGUUUUACUUGUGAAGAAUUGUUCACAGAUCCAAAGAUUCUUCCAUGUUUGCACAAAUUCUGCUUAAAAUGUAUUACUCUGGUCCUAGAGAGUGGGGAAACCCAACAUUUUGAAUGUCCUAUUUGCAAGGCGAGGAUAUACGUGCAAGAUGGUGAUGCAUCAAAGCUACCUUCGUCAUUCUACGACAACGCUCUGCUACGACUACUCCAGAAUAUGAAAAACGAGUCCUUUCCAUUGCAGAAAGGGUUGACUGAGUGUGAAAGUUGUAGCAAGCCGGAAUCCUUGGUGGCAUUUUGUCCUCAGUGUGAUGGUUUGAUAUGUGAAGAAUGCGUCACACUCCACAAAGCAAUCAAGCAACUUCGCAAAGAUCACCAACCAACAAUGCUUGAUGACUUCGGACAAGAAAGUGUCUACAGUUUCGUCAAGAAUGAAAUGUUGUGCAAAGAAAAGUCCCACGAGAAAAAUAAGCUGGAAUACUUCUGCCAAGAAGAUAGUUGUAAACAAAGUGUAUGUCAAAAAUGUGCUAUCUUGUAUCAUCAAAACCAUCGUAUGCAGAUCCUAGAGGAAGCUUCUGAGGAAUUCAAGCGAGCCCUACAAGUAGACACGAAUCAAGUCAAACAGCUGAGAGAAAAAUAUAACGAAGAAUUAGAACAAUCUAAGACAAAUUUGGAGAGAAUUCAAUGCGAAAUUGAAGUCGCAAAAAAAGAGGUUCACGACACUGUGCAAGCUAUUUUUAAGAUGGCAGAGGAUCACGAGAGCACAAUUUGUCAGGCCUUAGAUGAUCUUUUAGAGGAUCAAAAGCUAGCGAACGAUGAUGAACAAAGGGAUGUCAACGAAGAAUUACUAAAGACACAAGAGUUUGAGCUUUACUCUAAAAUCAUAGCCGAACGAAGUCUGAGCCUAGAGAUUAUUGAAAGUAAGGAAGUACUACAGCACAGAAGUCAGACGUUAUUGGAGACACCUUCAAUUUUAUGUAACAAACCAAUCCAACGUAACGCGACGGUGCGUUACGUGACAAGUCCUCAAGUCAAGAAGUUGUUUCAAGACAUUGGUUAUAUUGUGGUAACCGUGACGGCCCCAACACAGUGUACAAUUGAGUCAUUGCAAGAUGUAAGGUGCGGCUUUGUGAACGAGUUUAACAUCAUCACGAGAAAUGCAGAUGGAAAAGUAUGUCCCACAAGAAUCGAGUCUAUCGAUGUUAGAAUCAAAGAUGUGGAAGGCAACGAGGUGGAAAAGAAAGUGUCUGAAGAGCAAACUGGAAAAUACCGUGUGAGUUAUAAAGCAGAGAAAGUGGGAAGGUACGAAAUACUGGUGAAUAUUGCAGGCAGUCCCAUCAAAGACUCACCUCAUAAUGCAUAUUCACUAGAUUUUACUUACGUGAAAAAAUUUGGCGAAGAGGGACAUGGGCAGGGACAGCUACACUAUCCAAGGUCAAUAGCACUAAAAGAAAAUGAAGAGAUAGCUGUAUCGGAUGGAGGUAAUAACCGUGUUCAAAUAUUCAACCUUACUGGGAACUUUUUGAGGGAGUUUGGCAAGAAAUGGAUGGGAGAAGGAAAGCUAUUCAAACCAAAUGGAAUUGUCAUUAUUGAAGAUAGAAUCUUUGUUGCUGACCAGCCAGAGAGUAAAGGCAGAAUACAAGAAUUUGACAAUAACGGUACUUACGUACAAACUCUCUACAGACCUGACAAAUGGUUUUUACCGAGUGGAAUGUGCGUUAACGAUGAUAAAAAUAUCGCAGUGUGCUGCGAAGGAAAUGAAAUAAUUGGCAUCAAACCAAGCAUCAAGGUGUUCAGUAAACAAGGAGAUUUAGUUCAUGAGUUUGAUACGCCUGACAAUAAUGAACAGCCUCGGUACAUCACCUAUGGAAACGGCAAGUACUUCGUAUCUUAUUUGAACAAAAGCUGUGUUCAUGUUUUUGAUUCAAAUGGAGUCCUCUUGUACAGCUUUGGUGAAAAGGGGAAGAAGGAUGGCCAGUUCGAUAGUGUCGGUGGACUGGCUGUUUAUGGUCCAGACAUGAUUCUUGUCUGUGAUAUGAAUAAUCAUCGUGUUCAACUUUUCACACAAGAAGGUCAGUUUAUAAAGUCAUUUGGUAGCCAUGGUUCAGGUGUUGGUCAGAUGUAUUGUCCAGUAGACUUGGUAGCUACAAAUGAUGGUCGAGUGUUUGUGCUGCAGUGUGGUAGUAAACAAGUACAACUAUGGCAUUGAGAAAACUGAGUUGCUUGUGAUUCUCUUGUCGUCAACUGAGAAAAUAGACAUGCUAUCAGUCCUGGCAUGUGAUUGGAGACAAAGAAAACCUGAGUGAGCUGUUGAAUAAUCGUCAAUGAACUUAACAAACAAACGAAAAAUCAUUUUUUAAAGUGCCUAUCACCCUUCUGACAAUAUUUACAGUAUU
Actinia tenebrosa (Australian red waratah sea anemone) is the source of this 2443-nucleotide messenger RNA. RefSeq names its product E3 ubiquitin-protein ligase TRIM71-like. Lineage: Eukaryota; Metazoa; Cnidaria; Anthozoa; Actiniaria; Actiniidae. Gene Ontology annotation, molecular function: zinc ion binding; ubiquitin protein ligase activity; protein binding. Gene Ontology annotation, biological process: proteasome-mediated ubiquitin-dependent protein catabolic process; protein polyubiquitination. The record is from RefSeq and is a predicted model, not a curated record.